Messenger RNA from Akanthomyces muscarius, 954 nucleotides. RefSeq lists its product as uncharacterized. The transcript has 3 exons. The coding region runs from base 1 to 954 and encodes 317 amino acids. The record is from RefSeq and is a predicted model, not a curated record. Lineage: Eukaryota; Fungi; Ascomycota; Sordariomycetes; Hypocreales; Cordycipitaceae. Gene Ontology annotation, molecular function: metallopeptidase activity.
AUGCGUUUCUCUAUCCGCCUUGUCGCUGCCCUGCUGGCCGCCGUGCCCUUGGCCGCCGCCUACCCGCCGGAGCUUUCACGCAACACCAGAGAGUUUUGCAAGAGCGAGCCCAGCCCGGAGCUGCUGGCCCUCCAUGAGAAGAUUGUCAAUGAGGACCAGCCCACCAUGGACAAGAUCGCCAAGGGCGAGGAGAUAAUCCAGGACGCUCUCCGCAAGGGGGACAGCGGCCUGCACGGCCGUGCCCCGGGCAUGACGGUCACCAAGCGUGAGACGGGAGAGCUCAUCACCCUCGACGCCUGGUUCCACGUUGUCUACAACAGCAACUCUACCGAAGGUGGCUACAUUACCAAAGCCAAGCUCCAGGAACAGCUCCAGGUCCUCAACAAGGCCUAUGACCCCAGCAACCUCGCCUUCAACCUCGUCGGCACCGACUACACGCUCAACGCGACCUGGGCCAACGACCCGGACGCGUACGAGACGCCCAUGAAGACGGCUCUGCACAAGGGCGACUCGCGCACGCUCAACAUCUACUUUGUCCCCGGUCUCGGCAACGGCGGCGUCUGCAUCUUCCCCAACAUGAACGCCUACGGCUACGAGGCCCUCGCCCUCGACGGCUGCAUGGUCGGCUCCUUCUCCGUCCCGGGCAGCAAGGGCCCCUACAAUCUGGGCUUCACCGCCGUCCACGAGGUCGGCCACUGGUUCGGCCUGCUGCACACCUUCCAGGGCGGCUGCGACGAGAAGCGCGGCGACUUCAUCGCCGACACCCCCGCCGAGGCGUCGGCCAACGUCGCCAGGUGUCCCGCCGGCCGCGACACGUGCCCGGACCUGCCCGGUCUGGACCCCAUUGAGAACUACAUGGACUACUCCAACGACGCUUGCUACAGCACCUUUACUCCAGGCCAGACGAACCGCAUGCGCUCCCUGCUGUCUUUGGUUCGUCUUGGCAACAUUUGA